CAACGUUCCAAACGGCAGCACGCGCCGCCUGGGCGGGAAGCGGCGCCUCGCUGAGGAAGCGCGAGGCGAGUGCUCUGGCCUGUGUCCGCCCGGGACAGGCGCCCUGCUCGUGGGCGGACUUGAUUCAACGCUUUAGAAAUGAAGGGGGAAUCUCACUUGCUGGAAAUUAAAGUGCUAAUUCAAGAGCUGGUGAAGAAAGACACCUCAUCAAAUGUACCUGAGAUCAUUGACAAACUGUUCAGUGAGAUAGAAUGUGUGGAUAACGAGGCUGGGAAUGAGAUUCAGGAGGCUCAGAUUGAAGAAAGUGCAAUAAGCCUAUGGAAUUGGGCUGUGACUAACCGAGUAGAUUCAGUCAUCAAUGAUGAGCAAAGAGCUAAAUUGCGCCAUGUUUCUUGCAGGCUAGUGUGCCUGUGUGAAGGCAGCGAUCCUCCAGAGGAGAAAGUACGAAGACAGAUUUUGAUGACCAUGAAGACUGGAAAAGGGUGGGUGGAUGUUGGAAAAGCCGCCCUUGCUGAUGGAUUUCUUGUGAUUGCCAUAAAUUGUUCUGGGUGCUUUUGUUUUCUUUUCCAGAGUCUAGAAAAACUAUAUGCCCAAUUAAUGAAGAGGAGCAGUGGUGAGGCAGAUAUUCAGGUGCACAAAGCUGAUGUAGAGAAGGACCUAUUCAAAGUGCUGUCUUACCAGGCUGAAUCAGCAGUUGUUCAAGGGUAUUUUCAAAAAGCAGUGACAUGUUUGCAACGCUGCAAAGAUAUGUUGACAAGGCUGCCAAAACAGACCUGUUAUCUGUCAAUCCUCUGCUAUAACUUUGGAGUGGAAACCUAUGAACAGAAGGGGUAUGAACAGAGCUCCUUCUGGCUCAGCCAGAGUUAUGAGAUUGGGAAAAUGGAUAAGAAGUAUUCUCCUGGGGAAGAAAUGCAGGCUAAAGUGCUGCGGUUAUUAGCCACUGUCUAUUUGGAGUGGGAUUGCGAACAGUAUCAAGACAAGGCUCUCAGAGCUAUAAGCCUGGCUAACGAGGAGAAUAUGCAUCCAGCUGGGUUUUUCUUGAAAAUUAAAAUCCUUCUGAAAAGUGCAGCAUCUGAUGAAGGCAUCAGGACAGCUGUUGCUGAACUUCUGCAUCAUGAGGUGUCACUAGAUUUCUGUUUGAACACUGCUAAGCUGCUUCUGGAACAUGAAAGGGAAUUGGUUGGUUUUGAUUUUCUGAAGUCCAUCUCUGGGCGGUUUGCGUCCUCACCUGAUCUCGGAAAAAUCAUCUUACUCCACAUCGAGUUUCUGUUACGGAGGAUGAAGGAGCCACUUGCCAAGCAAAAAAUUGAAGAUGUCAUUACAGGUCACUAUACAGGAAAACAGCUGUCACCUGAAACACUGAACCGGCUGCACAUCAUUCUGUGGGACAGAGCUGCCAAGAGCUAUGAGGCAAAAAACUACUCUGAAGCCCUUCAGUGGUAUAACUAUUCUCUCAGCUUCUAUUCAUCUGGGCAGAUAGAUCAGAACUUGGCUAAGUUGCAGAGGAAUAUGGCUUCCUGCUACUUUCAUCUGAAACAACUUGAAAAAGCAAAAGAGGCAGUGAAGGAAGCAGAGAGGUGUGAUCCCAGCAGCAUCUUCACUCAGUUCAGUGUGUAUAAGGUUGCGGUCUUGGAGGGUAACACUGAAAAAGCUGUGGAAGCAAUUGUUGCAAUGGGGAAGUUAGCAGCAAAGCCAGCUCAGCAUGAAGAUAAGCUACUAGCAGAUGGAAGUGCAGCCACCAGCCUUCUGAGUUUAUCUGCCCAGAUUGCUUUAGAGAAUGAACAACAGGCUGUGGCUGUCAAAGCUUUGGAGUAUUUAUCUCAGCACUCACAAGAUUGUCAACAAGUGUUUACAGCUUUAAAGUGUUUGGUUCGCCUGGUGUUGUCAAAAGUCACGACAGAACCCAAAGAGAAUAGGACUAAAGAUAUGGAAACACUCCUGACUUACUUGACCUCAGCACAUCGGAGACUUGCUGAGUCUUUUACAGAAGGGAGUAUGACACUGGAUAUGAGGACCCAUGAGGCUCACUGGUUUAGAAAAAUAGCUUGGAACUUGGCUGUACAGUUCGAGAACUGCCCAGGAACAAUGAGGGAUUUCUUUGUACUGUCGUUCAAGUUGUCCCAGUUUUGUCCUUCUGAUAAAGCUGUUCUGAUUGCCCAGAAGACAUGCUUGCUGUUGGCUGCAGCAGUUGAUCUGGAAAUGGGGCGAUGCAGUUUAACACUCACUGAACAGAUUGAGCUUCUGUCUCAGGCCCUUCAUCACAUCCAGGCAUGCAGGGAAAUCUGGAAUGUUCUGAAGCUAACAGGAGAUUUCUCCAAAGACCCAACAGACACAUUGCUGCUGCUUUAUGAAUUUGAAGCAAGAGCCAAACUCAAUGAUCCAGAACUGGACAGCCUGUUGGAAUUGGUGUGGGAACUGCCACAAAUAGAGACUAAGAUGCUGGAAACCAUUGCUUCAUUAGCGAUGGAGUCUCCUGCUCAUUAUCCCUCUGUGUGUAAGAGGGCCCUCAAGAGCGCUCUGACCCUUCAUAGGAAACAGGAAUCCAUUGAUGCUGUGAGAGUCAGCAAAUGUCUGCACAGCUUGGUUCACCUUUCUCUGCCAACUGGAGUGAUAGACACAGAUGCUUGUGUACUGGAGGAGGUGUGGGGCUACUUUGAAGAUGCUCUGAGCAUUGUAGGCACCACAGAUGAUUACCCAGAGGUGGAGACCCUUUGGCUGAUGACCAGAGCCUGGAAUACAGGAAUACUUCAGUACAGUGUUGGUAAAUACAAGGAGGCUGAGCAGUGGUGUGGGCUGGGUAUGCGCUUUCUGAAUCACCUGAGAUCCCUGAAGAGCAGCUAUGAAAGCCAGAUGAUUGGUCUUUAUGGCGAGGUGCUGGAUAAGUUGGACAGAGCAAAGGGAUUCCUUCCAAAUGAAGAAUAACACUCAGUGCAGCAAGCUAGGGUGAUGGCACCCCCUGUAAACAUUCAGCUGGAUAGAAGAGACUGCUAGCUUUUCAGCGAGUGCUGGGACCAGCAGCCAGGGCCUGCUCCUCUUGGCCAUUUGAAAGCUAUGUACUUUUAAGGAAGUUUUUAUUGAAGAGCUGUAACUGUUUCCUUCAGGGACGUGUAUUCAUGCUAGAGAGCUAUUUAAUGGUAAGAAGCUGAGUCAUAACUUUAUGAGAUGGGGCUGCUGUUGUACAGCCAGGCUAGUUUAAAUGUAGGA
This is a messenger RNA of Mauremys mutica (yellowpond turtle), 3204 nucleotides long. RefSeq names its product testis expressed 11 (gene TEX11). The coding region runs from base 139 to 2922 and encodes 927 amino acids. Lineage: Eukaryota; Metazoa; Chordata; Testudines; Geoemydidae. Gene Ontology annotation, biological process: male meiosis chromosome segregation; synaptonemal complex assembly; meiotic cell cycle. The record is from RefSeq and is a predicted model, not a curated record. Gene Ontology annotation, molecular function: protein binding. The transcript has 30 exons. Gene Ontology annotation, cellular component: central element.